AUGAGAUUCGCACCAUUAUUUUUAUUGUCCCUCUUAGUUGGGUCAAUCACAGCUCAAAACUGUUAUCUUUUCAAUCAAACUGCUGCCAAGUUAGAUCAAUUCGGUCCAGCUAUUGGUGGUGAUGCAGUCUACUUUGCAGACUCAAAUAUCCCAGGUGGAAAAACCGGAUUCGUUUUCAACACUGGUUCAGCAAUGUCCACAACAUCCAACGGCAAGUUGGUGAUCACCGGUACCAUGGUUCCCACCGAUGGUAGCAAGAACGUCUUUUAUGAUGCUCGUUUCUCGUUCAACCCAUCGAGCCAAGCCUUUACUCCAAAGUUGGAGCUCCAAGAUGCUGCCUACGUCCAAAACGGUGGUCCAGUUAACCCAGCCUCAUUCACUUACUACACUCUCAACGCCGGUGACUCUGUCUUUGUAGGUCACGGUGAUGUCGAAGGUGUCACUGUCAACCUUGCUCCAUUCGAAGGUAUGCCACUCCAAUCUGGUGUCGGUGCCAACGGAAAGAACGUCAACAAUGGUGUCUCUGGAUGGUUCGCCCCAACUUUUAUGAAGAACGGUCAACAAAUCUACGCCUCAUCUCAAGUCGUUGAUAUCAACGUCGACUCUGCCUGUGACCAAUGUGUCUCCAACACUCUCAUGGCUACUCAAGCUGGUGGUCAAUCUGUCUUUAUCCAAGGUGACACUAGCCCAUUCGGAGGUAAUGCCAAGUGGGAUUUCAUCAACAACUCUGGAUCAUUCGCCUACCAAACCAACGGUGACCUCUUGUUCACUGGUUCACUCGUCCCAGUCGGAGCCAACUCCCCAACCAUGACCUGUAGCAUGCUCUUCCACCCAAACACCAACAACGUCCAACCAAAGAAGGAACUUUCACCAGACUCUUAUUUCCCAAAUGGUCCAGUCGAUACUAACACCUGGGUCUAUUACAACGUCGAUACCACUCAAUCAUCAUGCACUGUCAACGGUAACACCGUCACCAUCACCGGUGAUAUGGGUAUCCCACUCCAAGUCGGUAACGGUGCCAACGGAAAGAACACCAACUAUGGUGCCUCUGUCUGGUUAGAAUACAACGGUACCAUGGAUAUCUUUGAUAUCAACGUCGACUUGGUCUGUGUUGUCAACUCCACUGCCACUCCAGUCCCAACUGUUACCCCAACCCCAACUCCAAACUCUCCAAGUACGGAUUCAUCUACUUUUACUUCUAUGACUCCUCCUCCUUCUACCUCUACUACCUCUUCUUCUUCUAUCGCUACCACUACUACUAUUCCAUCUACUACUACUACUUUCUCGACAGGUGAGAUUUCCUCAACAACAGGAUGUGUUUGGGUUUGUCCUCCAUCUCCAACUACUACAACAACUACUACCUCUAUGAUGACUACUACUUCUAUCUCUAAUGUUACUGAUACUCCUACUCCUACUGCUCCUUCUACCAUCCCUCCUACUACCUAUCCAAAUGCUUCAACCAUACCAGCUCCCAUUGUUGCCGGUGGUGUCAACCCAAACAGCAGUGGUAACAAUCUCUCAGCCUCCAAGAUUAUGAUUGCUGCCGCCUCAAUUGCUGCCUUAGCCAUCUUUGCUUAA
This is a messenger RNA of Cavenderia fasciculata, 1578 nucleotides long. RefSeq lists its product as uncharacterized. Bases 1 to 1578 code for a protein of 525 amino acids. The transcript has 4 exons. The record is from RefSeq and is a predicted model, not a curated record. NCBI's taxonomy places the organism in Eukaryota, Evosea, Eumycetozoa, Acytosteliales, Cavenderiaceae.